CAACGGCCGUACCUAGGUACUACUCGUACAUACUCAAAUGCUCCUGCUCAGCCUAGCCGACGUGAAACCCGUGGCGCCCUCCUAGAAUAGCACUUCUAUCGAGCACUGUCUGCUGUCCACCAAUCACCGCCGUCCGAAAUACGAGAGCUAUCAACCCAUACUCCCUCUGCCUGUAUACGAGUAUGCUGUUAUGCAACGUGCUACCUGACUGUCGGGCCUGCGAGCACUUCAAAGCUGAACAUGGCCGCACAUAAAAGGGCUGAGGCCCCAGGCUAGGUAUCAGUCUCCAUCGCUCUCAAGUCUUUCGCUUCCUCUCCAAGUCGCUCGCUUCUCUCGCGUCCGUUUCUGUCUUUUCCAAUCAUGAAGUCUCUCUCUAUUGCUGGCGCGAGCCUGCUUUCCCUCCUUCCUGCGUCCGCCGAGUAUAUUUGGCCGUCUCAGUAUGACGAGAUUGAAGACGUCUGGAGUCUUCAAUCUGGCUACGUCCAUCACGGUUUCCGCGAUAACGUCACGCCCUGCACCUUCGGCGACUCCAAGUCGCAAUUGACUGCCGCAGAAUGGUUGCGCACUGCCUACCACGACUUUGCUACCCACGAUACCUCCACUGGCCUCGGUGGUGUUGAUGCCUCCAUUAUGUACGAACUGGAGCGUGACGAGAACACGGGUGCCGGUUUCAACGGCUCUCUUGGCUUCUUCCUGAACUACUACAGCAACAAGGCCUCUAUGGCCGACCUUGUUGCCCUUGGAGCCAUCGUCUCCGUGGAAGCGUGCGGGGGCCCAAGAAUCCCCUUCCGCGCCGGCCGCAUUGACGCUACCGAGGCUGGUCGCAUGGGUGUCCCCAAGCCCGAUGAGGACAUUGAUACGCACAAGAAGGAAUUUGCUGCUGCCGGUUUUAACGUCAGUGACAUGAUCGCCGUUGUGGCUUGUGGCCACACGUUUGGUGGCGUUCACGGCAACGAUUUCCCUCAAAUCACCGGUGUCGACUCUGAGGAUAACUUCCCCAAGUUUGAGAACGGCGACGAAUCUGCCCACGUCUUCGACAACAAUGUUGUCACGGAAUACCUCGAUGACAGCACGAGCAACCCGCUGGUUAAGAGCUCUAACAAGACGUUUAUCUCGGACCAUCGUGUCUUCAGCUCUGACGGCAAUGUAACCAUGAAAGCGCUUGCAGACCCCAAGGCUUUCCAGAGCACCUGCAAAGACGUCCUGGCCCGAAUGAUCGACACCGUCCCUUCGGCUGUGAAGCUUUCGGACGUUCUUACGCCCCCCGAGAUGAAGCCUUAUGAGCUUUCCCUCACUUUGACCGAGAAGAACACGCUCCACUUUGAGGGUAAAAUCCGUGUCCGCACGACCGAGAUUGGCUCCAUGAACGCUCAGGCCGUCACCCUCACGUACACCGACCGCAAUGGUAAAACUGCCAGCAACAAGACCAUCGAAACCAUGCACGGUCGCUACCAGGGUGGCACGUCCUCGGGCUUCGGCGAGGUGUUCGACUGGUUCGAGAUUGACACGGAGCUCCCGAUCGACACGUCCAUCAGCAAAUUCGACAUCACUCUCACCAAGCCGGAUGGCAAGACUGUCUACAACAACGCUGGCCACGGCUUCCCUAUCCAGGACUCCAUUCUCUACGAUCAAACCAAGUCUUGCAUGUCGCUCCCCGACGCGAACAACAAGAGGACCGUCAAGGUCGUGGCUUACGUGCGCUCCGAGCGCGCCAACGACCCCGUCAGCUUCAACUUCUACCAGAAAAUCGAGAGGCAGGGUGUCAUUGUUCCUAAGCUCGACACCUUGAACCAGAAGAUGACCAAGGUCGAGGGUAGCGAGAAGAACGGCUACGUCCAAUUCACCGGCGAGGCCGAGGUCAGCCUGGGCCAGUUCGGUACCACCCUCGACGUGCUUGUCGGCGAGGGCGACAACGUCGAUAUAGUCGACUUCAAGAGGACCAACUACCUGACGCAGUGCGCUUAAGUGGAUGCGACGUGUACGAGGCAUGGUGGUUGAGCAAUGUAGUUUAGUGCAAACUGGAAUCAUAUCAACAGAUACCCCCAAAGCAUUGUUUUUAGAUAGUUUAGAAUAUAUCUCGUAUUUACGC
Messenger RNA from Aplosporella prunicola CBS 121167, 2089 nucleotides. RefSeq lists its product as uncharacterized. Lineage: Eukaryota; Fungi; Ascomycota; Dothideomycetes; Botryosphaeriales; Aplosporellaceae. The coding region runs from base 361 to 1965 and encodes 534 amino acids. The record is from RefSeq and is a predicted model, not a curated record. Gene Ontology annotation, biological process: cellular response to oxidative stress; response to reactive oxygen species; hydrogen peroxide catabolic process. The transcript is spliced from 3 exons. Gene Ontology annotation, molecular function: peroxidase activity; heme binding.